AUGCGGGCGUUGCGCCGGACCAUCGUGGUGAAGAGGGAGCUGAGCCAGAAGGUGGCAGAGCAGCUGAGACAGGAGAGAGAGCAGCAUGAUAAAGAGCAGUGUGAUAAAGAGCAGCAUAAAGAGCAGUGUGAUAAAGAGCAGCAUAAAGAGCAGUGUGAUAUAGAGCAGCAUAAAGAGCAGUGUGAUAAAGAGCAGCAUAAAGAGCAGUGUGAUAAAGAGCAGCAUAAAGAGCAGUGUGAUAAAGAGCAGUGUGAUAAAGAGCAGCAUAAAGAGCAGUGUGAUAAAGAGCAGCAUAAAGAGCAGUGUGAUAAAGAGCAGCAUAAAGAGCAGUGUGAUAAAGAGCAGCAUAAAGAGCAGUGUGAUAAAGAGCAGCAUAAAGAGCAGUGUGAUAAAGAGCAGUGUGAUAAAGAGCAGCAUAAAGAGCAGUGUGAUAAAGAGCAGCAUAAAGAGCAGUGUGAUAAAGAGCAGUGUGAUAAAGAGCAGCAUAAAGAGCAGUGUGAUAAAGAGCAGUGUGAUAAAGAGCAGCUUAAAGAGCAGUGUGAUAAAGAGCAGCAUAAAGAGCAGUGUGAUAAAGAGCAGUGUGAUAAAGAGCAGCAUAAAGAGCAGUGUGAUAUAGAGCAGUGUGAUAAAGAGCAGCAUAAAGAGCAGUGUGAUAAAGAGCAGUGUGAUAUAGAGCAGUGUGAUAUAGAGCAGUGUGAUAAAGAGCAGCAUAAAGAGCAGUGUGAUAAAGAGCAGUGUGAUAAAGAGCAGUGUGAUAUAGAGCAGUGUGAUAUAGAGCAGUGUGAUAAAGAGCAGCAUAAAGAGCAGUGUGAUAAAGAGCAGUGUGAUAAAGAGCAGUGUGAUAAAGAGCAGCUGAAACAGAGACAGAGCAGUGACCUGGAAAUGGCUCCCAAGGCAGAGAUGUUCCCGAUGAUUGAUGGCAUGGCCCUGCCCCUCCCACCCGGCGAAAAACAGGCUCUUCGGCCCUAG
This is a messenger RNA of Conger conger (European conger), 969 nucleotides long. RefSeq names its product involucrin-like. NCBI's taxonomy places the organism in Eukaryota, Metazoa, Chordata, Actinopteri, Anguilliformes, Congridae. The transcript is spliced from 4 exons. The record is from RefSeq and is a predicted model, not a curated record. Bases 1 to 969 code for a protein of 322 amino acids.